AGCACUCUGUGUGUGUGUGUCUGUGUCUGUCUUUUCCCCGUGUAUGAUUCUCUCUGCGUCUCCCUCUCCCUGUGCCCCUCUCUGCCUCUGCCUCCCUCCUCCUCCCACUCUCCAUCUCCCCCCCUGCCACCUGUUUCCACCAUCUCGUCCCGUCAUCUCUUGUCUGUCCUCCAGGGCCCUGGGGCAGCCGGCAGCUCUGCGGGCUGUCCACCCCUGACUGCUCUGCUCAUGCCCAGCGUGUGACUGUCCCCAAAGCAGCUGGCUGGGCUCUUGCCCUUCUCAGAGCCCCUGGUCCCAGGCUCUUGCCAGGCCCUGAAGGCUGAGUAGCCAGCAGGAUGCCUGGUCUGCUGAACCAGGUCACAGGGGCAGCCCUGCCCCUCACUGCAUCUGAUGUCACCUCCUUCGUCAGCGGGUACGCCCUGGGUCUGACCGCCUCCCUCACCUAUGGCAACCUGGAAGCCCAGCCCUUCCAGGGCCUUUUCGUAUACCCCCUGGAUGAGUACACCACGGUGAUCGGCUUUGAGGCUGUCGUUGCCGACCGCGUCGUGACAGUACAGAUCAAGGACAAAGCCAAGAUGGACAGCGGCCACUUGGAUGCCACCCAUAUCAGAGCCACAACUGUCACAGGGAACCUUCUGCAAGACGGGAUUUCCGUCACCCCUCAUUCCUACACACCGGGGAAGGUGGCUCUGGAUGAGGAUUUGGAGCGGAUCCUGUUCGUGGUCAACCUGGGGACUAUUGCUCCCAUGGAGAACGUCACCAUCUUCAUCAGCACCUCCUCUGAGCUCCCGACGCUGCCCAGCGGGGCUGUGCGCGUUCUGCUGCCUGCUGUCUGCGCCCCGACCGUGCCCCAGUUCUGCACCGAGAACACCGGCCCCUCCAACCUACAGGCCCCAGGUAAAGACAGGCAUUGUUUUGGCAAUCGGGCCCUGGAUUGCUGGAACAAGUUGUGCCUGGCAACUCUCCUGGACACUGAAGUGUCCAACCCCAUGGAAUAUGAGUUCAACUUCCAGCUGGAGAUCCGUGGACCAUGCCUGCUUGCAGGGGUGGAGAGUCCCACCCACGAGAUCAGAGCCGAUGCUGCCCCGUCCGCAUGCUCAGCCAAGAGCAUCAUCAUCACCUUGGCCAACAGGCACACCUUCGACCGGCCUGUGGAGAUCCUCAUCCACCCCAGCGAGCCCCACAUGCCACACGUCCUGAUGGAGAAAGGGGACAUGACUCUGGGAGAGUUUGACCAGCACCUGAAGGGAAGAACAGAUUUCAUUAAAGGGACGAAGAAGGACAGCAGUGCAGGGCGAAAGACAGAAAUCAUCCGGAGACGCCUCCACAAGGAUGUCCCCCACCAUUCUGUCAUCAUGCUCAACUUCUGUCCCGACCUCCAGUCAGUCCAGCCGAACCUGAGAAAGAGCCAAGGGGAAUUUAUCUUCCUCAUUGACAGGAGUGGCAGCAUGAGUGGGACCAACAUCCACCGCGUCAAGGAUGCCAUGCUGGUAGCCCUUAAGAGCCUCAUGCCAGCCUGCCUCUUCAAUGUCAUCGGGUUUGGAUCCACAUUUAAGACCCUCUUCCCUUCCAGUCAGACCUACAGUGAGGAAAACUUGGCCACUGCCUGUGACAACAUCCAGAGGAUGCGGGCUGACAUGGGUGGCACCAACGUCCUCUCUCCUCUCAAGUGGAUCAUCCGGCAGCCUGUGCACCGAGGCCACCCGCGGCUUCUCUUCCUGAUCACAGAUGGUGCCGUUAACAACACUGGGAAGGUGCUAGAACUGGUGCGAAACCAUGCCUUCUCCACCAGGUGCUAUAGCUUUGGAAUUGGAUCCAACGUCUGCCACAGGCUGGUGAAAGGGCUGGCAACUGUGUCCAAGGGCAGUGCUGAGUUCCUGGUGGAGGGGGAACGACUGCAACCCAAGAUGGUUAAAUCCCUGAAGAAGGCCAUGGCCCCAGUCUUGAGUGACGUGUCUGUGGAGUGGGUCUUCCCUGAGACCACCGAGGUCCUGAUCUCACCUGUCAGCACCAGCUGCCUCUUCCCUGGAGAACGGUUGGUGGGGUAUGGCAUUGUGUGUGAUGCCUCCUUAUACAUCUGCAAUCCCAGAUCUGAGUCUGGCAGCUCUGUCUUCUACCAUGCACAAGAUGAGGGGACCAGCCCAGACAGCAGAGACUGUGCCAGGAGUUUGGGUGCACCCUUCACCCUGAGGCAGGCCAAAGACGCCCAGCCAUCUGGCGAAGACUCCACCACCAAUCCUAAUCUGGACCACUCCCAGCGACGGCGGGCAUAUAGCGCCAACCAGAUCACCGCCCGCAAGCCCUCCCCAAGGACCCCCACAGCCAGUGACCCCACAGUGGCUGCCAGGAAACACCCACUGAGGAAAGCUAAGCUGCAAGACCUUACCAACCAGUCCAGCCCAGAUGCCCUGCAGUGGCAGAUUGAUUUGCAGCCCUUGCUGAACAGUGGCCCAGACCUGAGCCAGGGCCUUAAACUCCGGGGCCCAGGAGCCCGCAGGCCCUCUCUGCUGCCCCAAGGCUGCCAGCCAGCCCUGCCUUCCUGCCGGGAGUCCCAGGCCUGGAACCCCAUGAGAGAGCUGGAUUUUGGGUCCAGCCUGAAGCCUUCCUCAGACAAACGCAGCCCUGGGGACCUGGAGCCGUCUCAUCACUCCUCAGCCUUCGAGACCGAGACGUCCUCAGACUGGGAGCCCCUGGGUGAGUCGGAGGAGCGGGUCAGUCCCGACAGGCCCGCUACCCCACGCUCCGUGUUGGGCAGGGCCGUUGUCAAGGGCCUGCGCGACAGCCAGAGUUUCCAGUGGGAGGUGAGUUUCGAGCUGGGCACCCCCGGCCCCGAGCGCGGCGGCGCACGCGACGCCGAUCUGUGGAACGAGACCUUCCACCAGCUGGCGGCCCGCGCCAUCAUCCGCGACUUCGAGCAGCUGGCGGAGCGCGAGGGCGAGAUCGAGCACGGGUCUGGCCGCCGCUACCAGAUGAAUGCCGUGCACACCAGCAAGGCCUGCAACAUCAUCAGCAAAUACACAGCCUUUGUGCCUGUGGACAUGAGCAAGAGCCGCUACCUGCCCACCGUGGUGGGGUAUCCCAACUCUGGUGCAUUUCGUAUGGCCAGCUCUCAGGUCCUGACCCGACAGUGGAGGAGCACCUCUGCUGGCUUUGGACGGUCCCAGACCAUGCCCAGGGAAGACUCGGCAGCAGGAGACGGAGUAUUUCACAACCUCAGUGUGGAGGACAGCCUCGCCACGCCCUUCAGCGAGACCAGGUCCCCAGGCCGUGAGAAGUAUGCUGCCUCUGAAGGUCCCCUGCGCAGUUUGGCCACCCACACGCUCUCUUCCUUGAAGGCCUCAGACGCUCUCUUUGGAUCCAGGAUGAAUCUCAACAAGUCCAGGCUGCUGACACGAGCUGCCAAGGGCUUCCUGAGCAAGCCGCUGACUAAGGCCCCAGAGUCAACCCCAGGUAGUCAGAGCUUCGACUAUGUCCCACUGGUGUCUCUGCAGCUGGCCUCCGGAGCCUUCCUGCUCAACCAAGCCUUCUGUGAGGCCAUCCACAUCCCCAUGGAGAAGCUCAAGUGGACCUCGCCCUUCACAUGCCACCGAGAGUCCCUCACCACCCGCCAGCCUGAGUCUAAGACCCCGAGUCCCCACAGCUUCUCCCCAAAGCCACUGGCAGAGGGCAAGCCGGGCUGGGAGCCCAAGGCUGUGACAGAACACACAGGGAAGCUGUGGGCUACAGUGGUGGCGCUGGCGUGGCUGGAGCACAGCUCAGCCUCCUACUUCGUUGAGUGGGAGCUGGUGGCCGCCAAGGCCAACUCGUGGCUGGAGCAGCAGGAGGUGCCGGAGGGCCGCACACAGGGCGCACUGAAGGCUGCUGCCCGCCAGCUGUUCGUGCUCUUGCGGCACUGGGAUGAGAACCUGGAGUUCGAUAUGCUUUGCUAUAACCCAAAUUAUGUGUAG
Molecule: messenger RNA, 3947 nt
Organism: Manis javanica (Malayan pangolin)
Lineage: Eukaryota; Metazoa; Chordata; Mammalia; Pholidota; Manidae
Source: RefSeq, a predicted model, not a curated record